AGCGUACUGUUUUAUUUAUAACAAGGCAAUUUACUGUAAUUAAAAAUGGAUAAAAGUAAAGAGAAAGAAGAGCAAAGUAUUAUGGACAAGUCCAUGAGAUCGGUUUUUGUGGGUAAUAUUCCUUACGAAGCCACGGAGGAGAAAUUAAAAGAUAUAUUUAGUGAAGUCGGUCCUGUUUUAUCGUUUAAACUAGUAUUUGAUCGUGAGACAGGCAAGCCGAAAGGUUAUGGAUUUUGUGAAUAUAAGGAUCAGGAAACAGCUCUUAGCGCUAUGAGAAAUCUUAAUGGAUAUGAAAUUGGUGGUCGUUCACUUCGAGUUGAUAAUGCUUGUACGGAGAAAUCGAGAAUGGAAAUGCAAGCAUUAAUGCAAGGACCUCAGAUUGAAAAUCCAUAUGGUGAUCCUGUUGACCCAGAUAAAGCUCCAGAAGCCAUUAGUAAAGCAGUUGCUACAUUACCUCCGGAGCAAAUGUUUGAGCUUAUGAAGCAAAUGAAACUAUGUAUUCAGAAUAACCCAACUGAAGCGAGGAAUAUGCUGUUACAAAACCCACAACUAGCCUAUGCAUUGUUGCAAGCUCAAGUAAUAAUGAGGAUUGUUGAUCCUGCGACAGCAGUUAGCAUGCUCCAUCCAAGUAAUCCAGUGCCACCCGUUUUGCAACCAGGUGAUAAGCCUCCACCAACCACUACAUAUAUGCCUACCAGUCAAUCACAGGCACAACAACCACCAUUGUUAAAUAAUCCCCCACCACCUCAGAAUCAAUAUGUCCCUCGUCCACCGAUGCAGAUGCAAUCAAUGGGCGGCAUGGACGUGGAUCUGCGCAGUACGCGUGCGCCAGCUCCCCUGUUGGACCAAGACAUGCGCAGCUUGCCGCCCAUGCCGCACCCCGUCCCGCCGCCCACGUCGCACCCCCCCGCCCAGGAUACCUCAUUUCCACGUGAUCCUCGUCUCGCCAAUAUGCAACCAUUCAAUUCUGACCCGCGUGUGCGUUCUAACGAUCCACGCACACAAUCGAAGAUGCCACAACAACAAAUGCCACCCGGUAUGCCAAGCAUGGCUCAAGCCAGGACCAUUCAAGGAAUCCCAUCUGGGGCCUCGGAUCAAGAAAAAGCUGCACUGAUCAUGCAAGUAUUGCAAUUGUCUGAUGAACAAAUCGCACUACUGCCACCAGAGCAGCGUGCCAGUAUUCUCAUGCUCAAGGAACAAAUCGCAAAAAGUACUCAACAGCGCUAGUACUCCGCAUCUCAUACUCGUUUAUGCUCAUGUAAUUUACUGAGAAAUAAAUUUUGACAAUGUAAUGAUAAUAAACUUUUAAAUUAAUAA
Messenger RNA from Vanessa tameamea, 1317 nucleotides. RefSeq names its product cleavage stimulation factor subunit 2 tau variant (gene CstF64). Gene Ontology annotation, biological process: mRNA 3'-end processing. Gene Ontology annotation, cellular component: mRNA cleavage and polyadenylation specificity factor complex. The transcript is spliced from 10 exons. Gene Ontology annotation, molecular function: mRNA binding. The record is from RefSeq and is a predicted model, not a curated record. NCBI's taxonomy places the organism in Eukaryota, Metazoa, Arthropoda, Insecta, Lepidoptera, Nymphalidae. Bases 46 to 1227 code for a protein of 393 amino acids.